Messenger RNA from Ostertagia ostertagi, 1068 nucleotides. The record is from the annotation of a GenBank genome assembly. NCBI's taxonomy places the organism in Eukaryota, Metazoa, Nematoda, Chromadorea, Rhabditida, Trichostrongylidae.
AUGAGCAAUGUCUUGGCGAUCGAUGUGGGCUACGGCCACGUGAAAUGGGUAUCCAUCAACAGCAAUGGAGAAACCAAAAAGGGUAUGUUUCCUUCUGUUGCCGCGAUAACUACAAGGGAUAGGUCCGGCGAAAGCAAUGGAAUGACCGGGCUCCGGACCGUGACGGUGAAUGUAGGCGACCAUAACUAUGUUGUUGGCCGAGACGCCUAUCUCGAAACCGACGCUCACUUCUCCAGAACCAGGCUGAGUGACUAUUCCCAGACCAAUGGCUAUAGAGCCCUCAUGCUCGGCGCGAUGGUCAUAUCCGGGAUGAGAGAAAUCGACCAACUUGUCAUUGGCCUGCCUCUUUCAACAAUGGCGAGCUAUCACGAAGUGCUCAAGGAGCAAUACAAGGGCGAACAUCUGGUCGGAGCGGCAAACGCGAAACGUAAAAACGCCAUUACGGUGGAAAACGUGACAGUAACGUCGCAGCCCGCCGGCGCGAUCCUGCACGCAGCCUCUGUAGAUGAGACAUUGCGAAAGAAAACCAGCCUCGUGAUCGAUGUAGGCUAUUUCACCGUGGACUACCUGAUGUGCCAAGGCCUGCGCCCGUAUUACGCCAGGUCUGGGGCCGUAGAGGGUGGCAUGAGCAGCUACUACGACCAUCUUGGGGGUGCUGUUGUUGAGCAGAUGGCCAAGGAAGACUUCGGCAAAAAAUCCGGUGUGGACCACUUCCUGUUGGAAAAGGCUUUAACCGAAGGGGUUCGACUGGAAGACGGAAGCAUGAAAUACACCCUGAUGGUGGGUAACAGGGCGCUGGAUAUCAGCGGUAGCGUCAUGAAGUCCAAGAUCAAGAUUGCUGGCUACCUUGACCGGAUAGUGACUGGUAUGGGAAGCAAUUCGUUUGACAUGAUCAACAGCAUCAUCUUGGCGGGCGGUGGCGGCGCUUUCCUGAAAAAUGAGCUAAAGGAAAGACUAGGGAAAAGCCACGAACUUAUUGAACUUAGCCAGGGCCAGUUCGCCAUUGCGCAGGGAUAUGCCGCGCUCGGCGUAGUGUCGGCUAACAAACGCCUGGGCGUGGUGGCUUGA